AUGAGAGGACGAGGACGUGGAUCUUCAUCACGGGAUCGAGGAGACCAUGGCAGGGGUAGUGUCCACACAAGUGAAUCAGAAAAUAUCAAUCAAGAUUUAGUACAACACACUGUUUUGAUUCCUAGACUAGACCAGGGUGAGAGAUCCACACAGGGUGCUGCAUCAUCCACUCCUGCUUCAGUGCACAUAUCUGCUACUGCCUCAGCUCCCAUAGGUUUGCCACCUAUUGCAUCUACGGCUACAUCUACAUCUGCUUCUGGUAGUUAUGGACCUACAGAGCACAAACCACAUAUUUCCUUACAUAAGCCUUCUGAUCCGAUUGCUAGGCGGAUUACCUUGAUCUUCAAGGAAAAGUUAGUAGCAAAUGGCUUUUGUUGGAAAAAUGUACCAGAAGAGGUUAAAGAAUUCUAUUGGCAAGAAUUUAAGCUUAUGAAGAUAGCUUGGAAAAAGAAAGCUGUUGAGCACUAUCGUAGCCUUAUGUGUAGCAUAAGGAAUGGGAAGGAGAAAAGGCUAUCACUGACAGAAGGAGUAAUGGAUGCAUGGCAAUCCGCCUGGGGAGCAACUGAGUAUCAAAACAAAUGCAAAAAAUUCUCAAACAACAGAAAGAGUGAAACAGAUGGGCAAGGCGCUGUCCCAUCAAGACAUUGUGGAGGAUUCAUAUCUCAAUAUAUGCAUCAACAACAGAUGCGUGAAAGGCUAAGCAGAGAUCCUUUACCUCAUGAGUUAUUUAAGGCUACUCAUAAGAAGAAGGGUACCUCAGAGUUUGUUGAUGCACGCUCAAAAGCCAUUCAUGACCUCUUUCUUACUUUGAAAGAGCAAGCAUCACAGACAGAUAAUGACAGUACUGAGGCAUCUCGCAUUGAUGAGGCUCAGUUAUAUUUUGAGGCGGAGCUUGAGGAUAAUGAACAAGUAUUGCGUGAGCAAAACGUGCGGAUUUCCUCUGAGCUCUCACAGGUGAAAGAUUUACUUAUUCAGCUCGUGAGUCAAAGGCAAAGCAGCCAGCCAUCAGCUCCUGAUGAGGGAACUUCUGCAUAG
Messenger RNA from Manihot esculenta (cassava), 1035 nucleotides. RefSeq lists its product as uncharacterized. NCBI's taxonomy places the organism in Eukaryota, Viridiplantae, Streptophyta, Magnoliopsida, Malpighiales, Euphorbiaceae. The transcript is spliced from 6 exons. The record is from RefSeq and is a predicted model, not a curated record. Bases 1 to 1035 code for a protein of 344 amino acids.